AUGGAAAUCUCUGAAACUGUCAAGGUCCCUCGAGAGGCUUACAGAUUUUGGCCUUCAGGAGAGCAAAUAUAUUAUGGCAAAGACAAAAAGAUGCAAAGAUUAAUUUUUGAUGGGGUUGAAUUUACUCCAUUUGAAGAACAAAAUCUAAGGCAGCUAGAAGCAGAAAUUCAAAAAGCUGGGAUCAUACUUCCAGAAGGAUGGAAAAGGAGCAACACUCUAAGAUUUUUCUAUGGCACAGACUGGAAGCCUAAAUCAGCUUUCAAAGCACUCACAGAUCAUUUGGAAUGGAGAAAGGAAAUCAUGCCGAACGGCUACAUAUCACUUUAUCCUCAGCUUAGUGACCUUCUCGUAACCAAUAUUUAGAAUUCUGGCUGUCUUUAUAUUCACGGGAGAGACCACUUUUUCCGUCCAAUUCUAAUUAUGAACCUCACAAAAUUCAAUUUUAAACAGGUAAAAUCUAAUUUAGUACUCCCAUCAUGACUAUGUAGUUUUGAUCUGCUUUCUUCUGGAAUUCAUGGUCCAAAAUAUGCUACUUCCAGGUCAGAUUGAAGCUUGGGUUUGCUUUUCAGACUUAGGCCGAAAAGGCCUUUCUGAUCUGCCUACUUCUGCUUUGAAAAAGGUAAUCAAGGAUUUGCAAGAUAAUUUUAGAUGCAGAUUAGGGGUGAAUUAUGUGAUUAACGUCCCUUCAGGGAUCAAUUUUCUCUGGAAAUGCAUCAAACCUUUUAUGGACAAAGUUACUGUAAAAAAAAUAAAACUUACAAGUGAUAACGCUCCUAAAGAACUUUUUACACACUGCAACAGGAAUCAAGUUGAGCAAAAGUAUGGAGGGACAGCUCCAAAUUUGACCAAUUAUUGGCCCCCUAUGAUUCCGCCAGGGCCAUAUCAGUCUCCAUCUGCAAAUUACUUAGACAAUAGAGACAGUUAUUUUGAGCAUCAUCCAAAUGUGCCACAGAAUAUCAAGUCUGAAGUAAUAGAAGAUCCUAAACCUUAUGAUAGUGAAGAAGAAAAAGUUAUUCGCAAAAAGAAAAAUUCGAAAAGGAAAAAAGUCAAAGAAAUAGAAAUCCCAGCAGACAAUCUCGAACAUAAAGUCCAAGAAGAUCCAAUACUUGACGUAAUUUCACAAGAAAAACAAAAAAUCGUAGAUGAGGAGGUGAAUAAUUGUGAAGAAGAAAAAAUUGAAGUAGUUGAGGUUAAAGAAAAGCGGAAAAAGAGCAAAAGAAAGAAGCAGGAAAGCGUGGAAGAUGUAAAAAUGAUUGAUGAUAUAGCAAUUGAUCUGGAAAUAAAGGAUAAGGAAACAGCUGAUAAUGGAGAAUUCAUAUCAGUGCAGAAGAAAAAAGAAAAACUCAAUGCAAUUAUAAUAGAAGAUAUUCAAAAUGAGCCAAUACUGACCGAGAGAUUGAUCAAUGGCGAUAUGGUAAUAGUUGAAAAUGAAGGAUCGCAUAUAGGAUGCUCCAUGUUUAGAACAGGCGGAAAAUGCAGCCAAGAUUCCUUUUGCUUAGUAUUCUAA
This is a messenger RNA of Blepharisma stoltei, 1507 nucleotides long. Lineage: Eukaryota; Ciliophora; Heterotrichea; Heterotrichida; Blepharismidae. The record is from the annotation of a GenBank genome assembly.